AUGCCCGUGGUGAUCCGACUGGCACGUUUGGGAAGGAGACAUCUUCCAUUCUAUCGAAUUCGUGUGUGCAAUAAAAAUGUGAAGCGCGAUGGAAAGUUCUUGGAGGAGGUAGGAACGUAUAAUCCCAUUCCGCUUGACGAUGGAAUCAAAGAAGUACGCUUAAACGUUGAUCGCAUAAAGUAUUGGUUGUCGGUGGGAGCGCAGCCUUCUGAGACGGCUGGGAUUCUUCCUCCCCUGCCUCUUCAUCCCUAUUGUGAAAGCGCUGUUUCCAAGAAGAAAACCGAAGAAGGAGAAGGCGCAGCGUCUUCUUCCUAG
Messenger RNA from Blastocystis hominis, 315 nucleotides. RefSeq names its product Ribosomal protein S16. Gene Ontology annotation, cellular component: ribosome; small ribosomal subunit. The transcript is spliced from 5 exons. Gene Ontology annotation, biological process: mitochondrial translation. The record is from RefSeq and is a predicted model, not a curated record. Gene Ontology annotation, molecular function: structural constituent of ribosome. The coding region runs from base 1 to 315 and encodes 104 amino acids. NCBI's taxonomy places the organism in Eukaryota, Bigyra, Opalinata, Blastocystidae.